This is a messenger RNA of Callorhinus ursinus (northern fur seal), 2464 nucleotides long. RefSeq names its product cytotoxic and regulatory T cell molecule (gene CRTAM). Gene Ontology annotation, molecular function: signaling receptor binding. Gene Ontology annotation, biological process: positive regulation of natural killer cell mediated cytotoxicity directed against tumor cell target; detection of tumor cell; cell recognition. The record is from RefSeq and is a predicted model, not a curated record. NCBI's taxonomy places the organism in Eukaryota, Metazoa, Chordata, Mammalia, Carnivora, Otariidae. Gene Ontology annotation, cellular component: plasma membrane.
ACCACCCCAAGAUCAAGAGUCACAUGCUCUGCCAACUGAGCCAGCCAGGUGCUCCAUCAUUUUAAUUAGAACCAGGGACAAUUAUUUCCUUUAUAAUUUUCCUAACAUUGCAGUCUAGACUAUUUUUUAACCAUAAAUUAGUAUUUUGUUGUGUGGCCUAGAAAAAAUGAAAUAGUAUAUCUCAAUUUGCCCAAUUAAUGAUAAUUAAAAACCAAAAUGGUUCAUUUGCCUAUUGUCACCCCCAACUAUGUCAUAUUCUCCUUAAAAACAAGGAAUUUAUCUUUUAUACAGGAUAUCUUAGAACAAUCCAUGCUAGAUGGCUGGAUAGAUGUAGAUGGAUGGGUAAGUGGAUGAAUGGAUAGGUGGGUAGGGUAGACUGAUACAGAUUCUUUAAAUGAUCAAAUAAUGUGAAUGAAUGAAUUCUGCCCCUGACAACCAUUAUACACAGUUGUCAGAAAUGAAAUAUUCACAAAGGUUCAGCCAAAAUUGUCCUGUUAUCAUGGUGUAAUACUCUAGAGAAGUGACGACCAGUUUACAUCACCACACAGGGAAAUUUUAAUCUCUCUCCCACCCCUCCUCCCCCGAAAAGCCUCACAACCUAGUUGAUUUACCAGUACUACCCACGUGUGGCAGAAUGAUUUGUGCCACCAACACAUCACUCACACCUCUCCACCAUCGAGAUGACACAUGCGGUCCCCUAAAUGUUCCACCCGGAGAAUCUAGAGGAAGUUGACAAAGUGUGACAACAGCACAGCACACUAUGUGGUGGAGACUUUGCAGCUUGCUGGCCUGGUUCCCCUUACAAGAAGCCUUUCUGACUAACCACAGAGAAAGAGUCACCGUGGAGGAAGGCCAGACACUCACCCUAAAGUGUGUCAUUUCUCAGGGGAAUACCACCUCCCUGCAGUGGCUGACCCCAUCAGGGUUCACCAUUUUUUUAAAUGAGCAUCCUGCCUUAAAAAAUUCCAAAUACCAGCUUCUUCAUCACUCCACCAAUCAGCUCUCCAUCAGCGUGCUUAAUGUCACCCAGCAAGAUGAAGGCGUGUACAAGUGUUUACAUUACAGCAACUCCGUGAGAACAAAGGAAGUAAAGGUGAUCGUGCUAGCAACACCUUCCAUGCCAACUCUAGAAGCUUCAGUUAUCAGAAUGCAAAAUGGAAAACCACACGUUACACUUAAAUGCUCCACCGUGAGAAGUAAGCCCCCUCCGCAGAUAACCUGGAUUUUAGGGAAUGGCAUAGAGCUCUAUGGUGAAACCCACCAUGAAUUUGAAACUGAUGGGAAGAAAUGUAACAGCAGCAGCAUCCUCAGAGUCCACACAUUGGACAAAAGCUCAACAGUAGACUGCGUCAUCCGACACAAAGGCCUACAAGGAAGAAAACUGGUAGCACCCUUCCGAUCUGAAGACUUGGUUACGGAUCAAGAGACGGCUUCAGACGCCCUGGAGAAAAGCUCCCUGUCCUCUCAAGACCCUGAGCAGCCCACUAGUACUGUUGCGGUAAUGGAAGAUUCUAGGACAACCGAGAGUGACAAGGAAGAGAAAGAACAAACCACUCAAGACCCUGACUUGGCCAGUGAAGCCAGUCUUCAGUAUGUGGGGGUGAUAAGGAGGAAAAACGGCAUUCUGCUGCUCACCCUUGUGUCCUUCCUCAUCUUCAUACUCUUCAUCAUUGUCCAGCUCUUCAUAAUGAAGCUUCGGAAAGCGCACGUGGUGUGGAAAAGAGAAAACGAAAUCUCAGAACACACUCUAGAAAGUUACAAAUCCAGGUCAAAUAAUGAAGAAACAUCAUCCCAAGAGAAAAAGGGCCAAACUUUCCACUCUAAGAGCUACAUGAACUACAUCACACGGUUGUACUCAGAAGCAAAAACAAAGAGGAAGGAAAAUGCACAAAAUUCAAAAUUAAAAGAAGAGCUCACUCAUUUACCAGAGAGCAUUGUAUAGUGCUCUGUGCAGUAGAAAAUAUGAUUUGGGGGGCAGCUGCAUCAUCACAGUGGAGCAGCCUAUGGGAAGGAGCAUAAUAACUGUCACAUGAAAAAUAGACUUUGAGUGCAAUGCAAGAUGGUGUCCUCCCAUGGCAAUCUGCUCUGGAUUCAGAGUCAUGAAAUGAGGACUGGACCGUGGACACAAAAGCUUCAUAGUUUAAAAAAGAAAGGAAAAGAAAAGAAAGAAAGGAAAAAGAAAAGAAAAGAAAAAAGAAAAGAAAAGAACCUAUUAUGUCUGACACUACUUCAGAGCAGGAAGAUUUUCCCAAGCCUUGGAGAUCAGGGUUGAUUUGGCCAGCAAACAUCUCACCCUGAAGGGAAAAGGAGGUCCAGUUGUCCCAGAGGAUCCAGUUGAGAAUCACAUGUUUAAUUUUAGUCUCAUUCAGUUUGGAACAGUUCCUUAAUCUUUCCUGCACAUUCAUGAUAUUUGGGAUAGUUUUGAAGAUUGCAGCUUAGUGAUUUUGUAAACUGUCCCACAGUU